This is a messenger RNA of Symphalangus syndactylus (siamang), 2797 nucleotides long. RefSeq names its product NAD(P)HX dehydratase (gene NAXD). NCBI's taxonomy places the organism in Eukaryota, Metazoa, Chordata, Mammalia, Primates, Hylobatidae. The record is from RefSeq and is a predicted model, not a curated record. Gene Ontology annotation, molecular function: ATP-dependent NAD(P)H-hydrate dehydratase activity. Gene Ontology annotation, biological process: metabolite repair.
UUCCAAUGGCUGUGUUUCCGGCGGCGGCGCGGGGGCAGCUGGGAAUACGGAAUGCUGCCCAAUGGCCCUGGGUCCUCGCUGUGGGGCAAUCUGGGCUUGCAGGCGAGGUAAGGUCGACUCCAUUUGGCCCGGGGAUGGUCACACGCGCGGGGGCCGGGACUGCGGUCGUCGGCGCGGCCGUUGUCGCAUUGCUCUCGGCCGCACUCGCGCUGUACGGGCCGCCACUGGACGCAGUUUUAGAAAGAGCGUUUUCGCUACAUAAAGCACAUUCGAUAAAGGAUAUGGAAAAUACUUUGCAGCUGGUGAGAAAUAUUAUACCUCCUCUGUCUUCCACAAAGCACAAAGGGCAAGAUGGAAGAAUAGGCGUAGUUGGAGGCUGUCAGGAGUACACUGGAGCCCCAUAUUUUGCAGCAAUCUCAGCUCUCAAAGUGGGCGCAGAUUUGUCCCACGUGUUCUGUGCCAGUGCGGCUGCACCUGUGAUUAAGGCCUACAGCCCGGAGCUGAUCGUCCACCCAGUUCUCGACAGCCCCAGUGCUGUUCACGAGGUGGAGAAAUGGCUCCCCCGGCUGCAUGCUCUUGUCGUAGGACCUGGCUUGGGUAGAGACGACGCGCUUCUCAGAAAUGUCCAGGGCAUUUUGGAAGCAUCCAAGGCCAGGGACAUCCCUGUUGUCAUCGACGCGGAUGGCCUGUGGCUGGUCGCUCAGCAGCCAGCCCUCAUCCAAGGCUACCGGAAGGCCGUGCUCACUCCCAACCACAUGGAGUUCAGCAGACUGUAUGACGCUGUGCUCAGAGGCCCUGUGGACAGCAGUGACAGCCAUGGAUCUGUGCUAAGACUCAGCCAAGCCCUGGGCAACGUGACGGUGGUCCAGAAAGGAGAGCGUGACAUCCUCUCCGAUGGCCAGCAGGUGCUCGUGUGCAGCCAGGAAGGCAGCAGCCGCAGGUGUGGAGGGCAAGGGGACCUCCUGUCGGGCUCCCUGGGCGUCCUGGUACACUGGGCACUCCUUGCUGGACCAGAGAAAACAAAUGGAGGCAUAUCAGACUUGAAAUUGACAGUUUGGGGUCCCGAGAUUGAAACAGGAGUCAAAACCAGAGCCCAGGGUAGCUGCGGCCCCCAGACCACGACGCCCACUUCCCCACACCUCCUGCCGUCCCCCUCUCCGCAGGUCCAGCCCUCUCCUGGUGGCCGCAUUUGGCGCCUGCUCUCUCACCAGGCAGUGCAACCACCAAGCCUUCCAGAAGCAUGGUCGCUCCACCACCACCUCCGACAUGAUCGCCGAGGUGGGGGCCGCCUUCAGCAAGCUCUUCGAAACCUGAGCCCACGCAGACCAGAAGUAAACAGGCACCUCGGAUGGAGGAGAGCGAGUGCUGGAAAAUCCGGACCCACGCGUGUGCUGAAGGCGCACGGUGCUUGCCAGAUUUUCAACUUGAGCAUAAAUUGGUUGCUGUUGAGAAUUUAAAAAUUUGGAAUAUUGCAGUUUUUGGCUAAACUUAAUGCGUGGUUGGAGACAUUAUGGCGACACUAAACAAAGUAUUCCUGAACUUUCCUUAGCUCCUUGGUAGUAACUGGGAAGACAGAAAUGAAGCAAAUCACAUGAGAAUGAAGAAUUCUUUAGCAGCUCAACGGAAUUUCUUUCUCGGCCUGCUCCCAAACUGGCGAAGUUUCUACUUGUUACUCUCUCUGCCGACGCCCUUCAUUUCUCCCCCGCUUCCCUCCCCUAGUCUUUCCUCCGGCAGGAAGCUGGGCACGGGUCCCCGGGUGUCUCCCUGAGUCCCGACUGCACUGACUGCAUUUCCUCUGACUGGCUCCAUCAGAGGGCUGCUUCGUUCUCCAGCUCAUCUUCUUUUAAAGUGGUGACUAGCUUGGUGGUAUCUGGCUGCUGGUAUUUGGCUUAUUGACAUCCUCCAGGGUAAUCGGUGAUGACUUUGUUUGGAAACCCUUUUGGAGGCACCAUGGGAACAGAAGGAAACAUGAGUGACGCUGACCCUUGAGUGUGUGGGCGGGGAGCUCUGAGAUGCCUCCUGUCCCAUGCUCUCCGGUGUCCAUGUCUACACAGGUCCCCAUGACACCCACCAGCCCCAGCAGGGCAGACCGGACCGGGGAGGGGCACGGUGAAGGGCUGCAGCCUGGGGUCUGAUGUGGCCCCUAGUGCUGUCUCAGGAGAAGGCUCUGGAGGACUUGGGGCAUGCUGGGUCUGGUGCAGCGAUGGCGCUAAGGAGACCCAGGGAAAGACAGUAUCGUGGUCAUGUAUGCUUAGGAAGCAGCACAGCCGUGUCCUCAGGGAUGUUCACGUCCAGCAAAGUCACUGGUAACUGCAGUUUCAGCAAACACGCUUCAUGGCAGUGUUGACCUCGGGUUAGCUUCUGUUGUCUGUGUGGAUGGUUUUCCUGGAGCGGCCUGACAUUGACCUGUUCUCUGGUCCCAUGUCUUAGCAGGGUGCGAUACGGUUUCGUGCCUGACGCGUGCAUUAGGGUGUUCUCUUAUGCUUUCAGUAGCGUCUUUCCACAGCAAGGGCCAAACCCUCCUGGUUCCCUUCAGAGUCUUUUUGGCCUGAUGAUGACUCUUGAGUGAUACCCUGUGAUGCAGACACGCCCCAGAGGGAUUCUACUUUCUUUAAAACUAGGAACUUUGAAGAUAAAAAAAAGAUUGUCACUACUAAUUUGAUGCCUAACUUCAGAUGCUUCACUGUCUACAUGUGAACUUUUCCAGAAAAACUGUGCCAUGGACAUUUUUCCUCUGGGGAAUUAAUUAACAUCUAAAUUCUGGUAACUAUUAAAAGACAGAUCUGGUUAAUUUAAA